CUCUCUGACUGUCUGUGUGUGUGUGUGUGUGUGUAUAGAUAGAGGAAGUGUUACUCGGCGUGUCUCUCUCUCCCUCUCAGUCGACAUCAUGUGCAUAGCGAUGUAGCCCACAGAUGUAGUCUCUACAAAACAGUAGAACAUACAUUUGCUUCUUUCCAUCCUAGCGACCACCAGCAGUGACAUCAUCAUGCUCACAUGGCAUCGUGGGUAAACUCUAGUGACUGUAGUAUGGACGCAGCAGAACUUGCAGCUAUGGAUUCAGAAAUCUACCGAAGCCUACAGGCGAUUCUGAGAGAACUGGACACCCCACAGUGUGUGGGCAAUAAAGGAAUGCUAAGGUGGACUUUGCAUAAGAAGGUUCAGUGUGAUCCUCAGAAGAGCCUUGCUUUGGUCCGAGUAACUCUCAAGGAGCUGGAAAGAGCUGAGAGAGUCGACAUGAAAUCCCACAUCAUCCCACUGUUACACACUCUCAUGUACGCCGUCAUACAGGUGGCGUACAUUCCUGAUGUUCUGUAUAAAAGGCUUUACGAGUCAUGUAAGAGGAUGCUGACGCUGCCAGAGCCGUUCUGUAUUGUAGGGCUCAAUUACACUAGACAGUUAAAAACAGAGACACAUACCCCAGGACUACUGUAUCUAAAGACGCUUAUGGCUGAACACAGUCUGAGGAAUGAAAAUUAUCCUUUACAAGAGCAUGUGUUUGUGUUUGCAGAUCCAGUUGUGUUCUCAGAGUCUCUGUGCUCAGUGUUGAGGGAAGAUCUGGAGGCUGAGGGUCGGACGGAGACACAGCUCAGCUACAUGCGUGAUGUCAUACAGCGCCUUCUACAGGCCACUCUGGGAGAGGACAACUGUCAUGGACCAACCCUCACACGUGCCCUGGAGGAGCUGCAGCAGGAUGUAGAGAGUUAUUUCAAUGAGGUUUUAGAGUGUGUUGAUCAAAAGGAACAAAAAGAUCUAACACAGCGACUACAACAACUCUACACACAGCUGCUGCUCAGCACCGGCAAAGAUCCAUUGUCUCAUGGCUCUCUGGCCAAUGUUUCACUUCCCAAUCCAGAUAUGAGCUUCCACGUAUGGUGGGAGGAGGAAGAGCUCUGGAGAGAACUGGCCAAAUUUGUGCGCAGCAGCUCCACUGAUAACUUCUGCAUCUCCAUGGAGGAUUUCGACAUGUCCGAGUUUUCCUCCUACGUUGACCCGGACAUGCCACGGCACUCUGUCCUCUCCACAGACAGCGGCAUCGAGCGUGACAUGGCACAGGGUUCGGACUCAGAGUCGAGGGGCACGUGGCGUCUGUUGAGGCGCGGUGGGAUGAAGGUGAAGCCCUCAGUGACAGACAGCAUGGCCUUUUUACAGGACACUUUAGUCAGUGGAAGUGGUUUCCUCAAACAGCAGCAAGGACAGAGACACAUGACCGCUAACAUCGUAGUGAUGGGGGAUGACCGCGUACUUGGGAGACUCGCCAGGGCUCACUACACACUCAGGAAAAGAGAAUCCCGGAGACUUUUUCUGACCAUGAAAGUGAACGUAAAGAUGUUCUAUAUCCCUGUGUCCACGCAGCAUCUGUCCUCUCCCACCACGGAGAGUGUGUGUCUGCUGGACUCUAACCCAUGUGUGUUGGGGUCAUACUUGGGGAAGGUGGACCCCUGGUACGAGUGUAACAUCAUCAGCCUGGGUCACAUGAUCCCCAAACUUGCUGCCAUGAGUAACUCCAGCAGGCCACACGAGCCCAACCCUUUCUUAGCUGAUGUCAUUUCCUAUUACGUGCGAAUGGGACAGCAGCCGGUUUACUUCACCAUCUACUACAUGAAGAUUGUGUUCUGUAAUACGACCAAAGAGUCAGUGGAGGAUGUUUUCCUGUCUCACGCCAGUAUCAAGUUUCCAGAGUUCUCACUGCGUCACACCACUGACAGAGACCUGACAAUGAGACAGAAGAAGCAAAGUGCAGAACUAUGUGGUGUUCUUGUCUCGCUAAAGUACAGGAAGGUGUCACUGAGCAAUAGGGAAGCAGAGAGAGACGUAACGUUACGGACGACCAAAAUUCAAAUUUCAGCCGUAACCCCAAACAAACACCAAGAUGUGAACUGUCUCCUCGUGGAUCUGUGUGACGUGAAGCCCAAAUGUGUCUCAGAGGUCAAAAUCCGGACGUGCAGCAUGAAGCUACAGACGAGCGAGAGGACGGGGUUCACACUGUGUCUGGAUAAAGACUCGCGCAGAACCUUCCAUGGAGUUCAGAGCGUGGAGAUCGAGCCGUGUAAAGAUCCUGGAUAUUACAUUCAAAAGUCCAUGAGGUCAAAGUUCACGACAGAAGAGGACCCUGACUCAGGACUGAGCAAGUUCAUGAAUCGAGGACUUUCUCUUUCUAUAAACACCUUCUCAGGCAUCAUUUCCUGACAGAAAAACAAAAAUGGAAGGAGUAAUGCACUUUGGUGACACUGAGCUAACUGCUAACUGCUAACUAUAGUGACCUUUGUUCUGUGUGGUUAUAUUUAACUUUCUGUUCACAUCACGUAUGAUAUGAAGGUCACAGAGUUCCAUGCUGCUAAACACACACACACACACACACACACACACACACACACACACACCUCAGCAUGUGUGUGAGGAGGUGUGAGGUUAACAACCACCACUAUAAGAGUAACUUCCUCUUCCCUUCUCAGAAAACAUUUUCUGGAUGGAGCAGGCUGGUGUUAACAUGUAGAAAACUGCUAACUAGUGCUACUUAGCAACAUGCUAACACACUCCUUCGAUAGUCCUGUAGAGUUUUAAUACACAAAUAAACAUGUCAGCAAUUGAAGGUUAAAGGUCAGCUUCACAGAUCUGGUGCUGUUUUUCAGUUGCUACACCAAGCAGUUGUCUGUACAGUAAACAUCUAGUUAGCUUGGUAGAUAGCUACAUGUACUCUAUUUAAUAAGACAGAAAGUACAAUACGGUAUUAAAUGAAAUAGAUAGCGCUAAACCAAGAUCAAGCAUAAAUGUUAGCUUCAGUGAUUAACGUAUAAUGAUUAGAGAUUUUAUUGCUCAACACUACCAGUGUGACAAUCAGCUAAUCUGCUGAAAGCAUUAGCGUACUAAAUAGAACAUAUUAAAUACCAUGUUUGCUAACUGUUUAGUGUGCUAAAUAACAACUCUGCUAUCUAGCUAGCAUAAUAAUUAGCUAGCAGUAUAGAAAAUCAGUGCAACAAGACAAUCAAAUAUUAUUGGGAAAAAAAAGGGAACUGCACCCCAAAAGACAACAAAGGAUUCUGGGUAAUUUCUUGUAGUCUCCAUUGAUGCCUUUAAAAUGGCCAAGGGGACUUAACUAAGGGGACUUAACCAAGGGGACUUAACUAAGGGGACUUAACCAAGGGGAAGUGGAGUAAUCAUUAAAAACAGCACAUGAAGGGGAAUUGUUGAAAAUGAUAAAUAGUCUAGAAACACGUUACACUAGUGCAGUGAAUUUUUUAUUUUAUUUAUAAACUUUUUUCAAAUCAUGACCGAUUUGAGUUUCUAGCACACUAGUUAACUGUAAAGGCAGAAACCGUUCAAUUGUGUGAAUAUUUGUAUGAUUGACAAUUAACUGAAUUUUAAUGUUUGUGUCCCCUGAUGUUAACAAUUAAAGUAGAUAUGUAUGUAAGAUGUAUGUGUAAAAACUUUCAUUUAGGAUUUAUGAAAAAUAUACAAUUUAAAAAGA
This is a messenger RNA of Tachysurus vachellii, 3667 nucleotides long. RefSeq names its product phosphoinositide 3-kinase regulatory subunit 6. The transcript has 20 exons. The record is from RefSeq and is a predicted model, not a curated record. Gene Ontology annotation, biological process: G protein-coupled receptor signaling pathway; positive regulation of MAP kinase activity. The coding region runs from base 196 to 2388 and encodes 730 amino acids. Gene Ontology annotation, cellular component: phosphatidylinositol 3-kinase complex, class IB. NCBI's taxonomy places the organism in Eukaryota, Metazoa, Chordata, Actinopteri, Siluriformes, Bagridae. Gene Ontology annotation, molecular function: 1-phosphatidylinositol-3-kinase regulator activity.